AUGAAUGAGUCUUUCCUUUCGGCGUUCAUCCCUAACCUUAGUUUUCAACUUGUUGCUCGCUUAUUUUCAUUUGUGCUUAAUAUUUAUCUAAUUCGAAUUGUGGAUCUCAGUUUAUUGGGAGUGGUUAACGUAAGCCUAUUUUUGUAUUACGGAACUAUAAUAUUUCUUGUGCGAGAACCAUUCAGACGAACAUUUCUUUCUAAUACAGUACCGUUUUCAUCAAUUCUUGGCCAUUGUUGGUUAUGUCCACUCCUCUACGUUGUUGUGGCUGUCCUCCUUUACCCGUUAUGGAUCUAUACAUCCUGGCCAUCAGUAGUAGGCUCUCCUACAAAAGCGCUGUUUCUCUUUGGUUUUUCUGCCUGGCUUGAAUCGUUUGCAGACCCGUUUGUUAUAAUCGCAUCGCUUUUUUAUCUUGUCGUUGCUUACUACUUUGCACGCCACUGUCUCUACGAAGGCCGUUAUGUUCUUGCUGGCGGGAUCUUUCCUCAGUUCCAUCUUAGUGUGUCGAAAAGGGAACUAAAAACUUUUUCAUCGUUUGUUUGGCAUUCGUUUGCUAAACAUUUUUCUACUGAAGGAGCAAAUUUCGUUCUUACGUUUGCAGCAAAUAUGUCUCAUGAAAAUCAAGCUGUCUACGAUGCAAUAGAUAAACUUGGAAGUUUGGUUGUGAGAAUAGUAUUAACUCCUUUGGACCAAGCAGCAGAAAUGUAUUUUGCACGUUAUUUGAAACGAGGUGAAAAUGUGAACAAACAAAACGAAAUUAAUGUUCGACGUGGGACAACUUGCCUUAUGGGACUGGUUCAUUUGGCUCUGCUUGUUGGAUUGACGGUUUGUACAUUUGCGGUCCCAUAUUCGUCGUUGGGAGUUUGGAUUUAUGGCGGAGAGAGAUUUGCUGAAAAAUCAGCUGCCAACAUUUUGAGGUUUUAUUGCGUUUACGUUUUGAUUAUUGCUGUUAACGGUGUUAUUGAAUGUUUUGCUACGUCGACAAUGGAUAAUAUUCAGACUGUAAAGCACGGAACAUUUUUAUCCAUAGCGUCCUUUGCACAGUUUGUUGUUUCUGCGUUUGCUUGUCGGCAUCUUGGUGCUUAUGGUAUUAUUCUUGGAAACUCACUGAAUGUGUUGAUUCGAAUUUUCUAUAAUUGGCGACGUAUUCAGGAGUAUCUCAACGGGAAGGUCUCAUUCACAGAAGUAUUACCAUCGUUUACAAUAUUCUUUUUGUUGUUAUUUGCCCUCGCCACAUCAUCGCUUUCCUUUUUGAUAUUUGGGCGAGAAAAAGGUAUAAUUCAUAACUCUGCUCAUCUUGCUGUUGGUGGAGCACUGUUCAUGUUUGUUGUCAAUUACGUUUACCAUAAUGAUGAAGCAUUAGCUGUUCUUUUACGUGAAUAUAGUCACGUUCAAAAAGACUAA
Messenger RNA from Enterobius vermicularis (human pinworm), 1404 nucleotides. Lineage: Eukaryota; Metazoa; Nematoda; Chromadorea; Rhabditida; Oxyuridae. The record is from the annotation of a GenBank genome assembly.